Panicum hallii is the source of this 815-nucleotide messenger RNA. RefSeq lists its product as uncharacterized. NCBI's taxonomy places the organism in Eukaryota, Viridiplantae, Streptophyta, Magnoliopsida, Poales, Poaceae. The transcript has 2 exons. The coding region runs from base 225 to 686 and encodes 153 amino acids. The record is from RefSeq and is a predicted model, not a curated record.
ACUGCCCUGUUGCCUGGCACGAUGAGCACCGAGGACACACACAGAAGCCAACCAUUAUACUGGAGGCUGUGGUCGGGCCCGACCUAUGGUUUUGGCACGCCUUCUUUGGUCUCCCUGGGUCACUGAACGAUAUCAACGUUCUCCAUAGGUCCCCUGUUUUUGAUGACUUCGCCUCUUGUAAUGCCCCUGCUGUCAACUUCACCGUGAAUGGUCACCAUUACGACAUGGGGUACUACCUGGCAGAUGGCAUAUACCCGGAUUGGGCGACACUAAUCAAAGGAGUUCCUAGUCCAGUUACUGAGAAGCAGAAGCUCUUCACUUUAAAGCAGUCUGCUUACAGGAAGGAUGUCGAGCGAGCAUUCGGUGUGCUACAAGCAAAAUUUGCAAUUGUCAAAUGUCCUGCCAGAAUGUUCAUGGUAGCAGAUUUAAAGAACAUCAUGAGUUGUUGUAUUAUCCUGCACAACAUGGCAAUUGCGGACGAGCGAGGACUUCCGCUGGCGACCAUUGAUGACUUCGAAGAUGCCACUGCACCUGUGCUUCUCCCGAGGAACGUGCCAAGCAUACAGACUUUGAUAGCAAACCACAAAAAAAUCGAAGAUCGAGGCAUGCAUCACCGGCUGCAGGAAGACCUCAUGGAGCAUGUGUGGAACGAGUGUGGCAGCACCUGGGGAAAUUUGAAGGGAUAAAGGUUCUAUAGUUUUGCCAUGAGACAUUUGCUUGUAGAAACUGCUACGUCACAUGAGACAUUUGCUUUUAACCUUUGUCCAAAAUUAACUUUGAAAAAUUCUUCAAGUAUCGUAAGAAAACGUCCGAGA